GUCUGGUAUUUCUUCUUUAGGUGAUCUGAAGGUGAUCCAGGAGGACUAUGUGACUUCCCUAGUCGAAAAGUUAAAUUCUAUAUGUGCUGAUGUUUCUUUGUGCCUUGCUCUUCCCUCAGAGCAGCCUACUCAUAACUUUGUUCCAGGACAAAAGGUCUUUGUGAGGAAUCUGAAGCCAACAAAGGUUGGAGAACCAAAGUACCACGGACCAGCAACUGUGAUUGCCGUAACACGGACAGGAGUUCUGACGGACUACCAGCCACAGUGGAUAAACGCUUCCAGACUGAACUUGUGUUCUUCAGGAGAGCAGGCAAGCUCCAAUUUAACAUAGAAUCUCAACAGGGGAUUCACCUUACUACACCUCAGGGUGGAGAAAGCACUGACUAAGCUGAGGAAAGAACUACCUUUCGUGAGGUGGGGGCCACCCAAAGCAAGAAGAUAGGAGGCCCAUUGAGCCAACAGUGCUGACUCUGUAGCUUCCCCUGAGGUGCAUUGAGGGCCAAAUUCUAUUCUUAAAAGGAAAAAGGGAAAAAAUGUUAUCCUAAGCAAAUUUCCCAUGGAAUUCUUAGAUAUCAAUUCCUAUACUGCGUGCACACUUACAGAAGCCCUUAUUGUGUUUGGCCCAGAUAUUCUUAAAUUCUUAAAUGAUAGAACCUAACAGGCCAGGGCACCCGUUCAGGCAGCCAGGUAGACUGCGUGGAACAACGAUUAUUCUAAUCCUAAUAAGUAUAAUAAUCACUGGUAUAAUCCUAAAUUAAGAAGUAAAAUUAGAGAGAAAUGAACUGCUUACAACAGACAUGAUUUUAAAUGAUGAUGGUAACUACGAGAUGCCAAAACAAAUGUCUCUAAUAGUACAAAUGACUCUGAAUAUUGGAGAAGGAAGACCACCAACAUCCGUAAUGCGAGACUAUAACUGUUCGUAUACUGGAGAACCUUUUCAAGGUCCUGCAUUUUAUGUAAAUGCUCAUCCCGCAGAAUUAUGUGUGUGUUCCAAAUCAGUCAGACAUAUAGUAGGAAUGUCCAAUUGAAGAAAUGAAAUUACUUUGUCUCAAUCAAAUAACGGACAUCAUAAUUGCACCAUACAAUAUCUCAAUAAAACUACUGAGGGAUUUGAAUGUCCAUUUUCACACUUAGACAGUUCACCAGGAAUGGUGUGGGUUUGUGGUGAAACUGCAUAUUACCAUUUAGAUGCAGGGGAAUGGAAAGGUUGUUGUUAUGCUGCUAUUUUGUCCACAGGAACUAGCAUAAUGGAAAAGACAAAUCUGGCCACAUCUUUGAAUAGACAUAAAAGGGAAGUAAAACUGCCAAAUUAUUAUGCAGGCCAUAAGAUUAGUGAUCCAUGGACUACUCCUUGGGAAAACGUGGGAUGGUCCCUAGCAGAUUAUGCAGACAAUGUCACCGACGUUGUGAAGCACAUGAGAGAAUCAGUUCGUGAACCCACACCGGUAGAUGCAACAUGGUUUCAAUGGUUGGACAGCCUAUCAGGGGGAUGGGGAUAUUGGAUAACCGGUACAGUAAUUCCAGUUGUGAUGACCAUCUUAGCCUUGUUAUUAUUUUUGCCAUGCAUGUUGCAGUGUGGGGUGGGAUGUGUUAAAAGAUCUGUUACUUCCUUUACAACCAAAGGAACCGAUCGAAUGAUGUUAGCAAAAAGAACGACUGACGUCAACCAGGCUAUGCUGGUUAGACGCACAUCUAAAGGUUAUCGUCCGAAAGAUCAGAAUCAAACUUGGGGAUCCAUAUUUGAUCAUAACAGCGAUACGGACGAGGAUGAUAAUGAUUGUGUUCAAACACAUGAGUUAGAACCAGAACCAAUACCGGUGAUGGAAGAACCAAGAAAUGUUGAUGGACGUGACAAUGUAAUGGAAGGAGAUAAUGGGCUUGACGAUUCGGUAAUUGAGAUUGGCACGGUAGAUGAUGAAGAGUAGAUAUAAUUAUGUUUAUGUUUUCGUUUUUAUUGAGGGUGAUUGGUGUUGUUAUGUUUUUAUUACAAAUCAGUCCGAUUGAUCUUUUACCUCAAAGAGCAGCUUGCAAACCAGAAAACCACAUAAAAAUACGCAAAUGCAACUAUCCUUUUAUUAAAGAUUUUGUAUUAACCUUUUGAUUAACCUUUUGUACUACUCUAUAUAUAUAUUUGUUCUUUAAAGGGACACAGGACUGCUUGUAAGACCGUUGGUCUGAAAGUGGCCAUUGUGAGAAUCUGGAUUUCGUCCUGUCCUCUACAAAUAUUGCAUCUGUGUUUAAUACAAAGUUCAUGUAUCAUAUGUAUUCAUUCGUAUGCAUUCCUAUUAAUAUUAGCUUCUAUUCAUAUUAGAUGUGCCUUUCAUUCUUGUUGUUUAACCUCGUUGAAAGUUCUAUCAUGUCAUGCUGUCUUAUGUUGAUAUAAGUAUCUGUUGUUCUCCAUAUCAAGGUUCCUAAUGAUGCCUAUGGACGAUUGUUCUGUUAUUGUAAUAUUGAAUAUGUAAUCAUAUCUGAUUGUUCAGGAGGAAAGACUAAACAGAAAGUCUGGUGAUUUUCCACUGUUUUGGUGGUUUUAUAUGACACCUCCUU
This is a messenger RNA of Triplophysa dalaica, 2547 nucleotides long. RefSeq lists its product as uncharacterized. NCBI's taxonomy places the organism in Eukaryota, Metazoa, Chordata, Actinopteri, Cypriniformes, Nemacheilidae. The transcript has 2 exons. Bases 1149 to 1925 code for a protein of 258 amino acids. The record is from RefSeq and is a predicted model, not a curated record.